CGAUAAAAGGUGCCAACACGAAGUAUUCUUACUGAUUAUGUUUCCAAGUAUGUGUGUAAUGAGGCAUAUCUUCGUUAUGCAACCAGAAGCAACCGCAACUAAGGCUGUUUUCGUCUUCUGAUCCUUAUGGCGCAGUGAACAUUGAUCAUUGGAAGUAUAGGGUGUCUCAUAAAACCAACUUCACACAGAAUACAGACUACAGACCACAUAUCGAUACAAUGUUAUUAACCAUACUCUUUUUGACUGCAUAAAUUUUACUUAUCGAGAUAAAUAUAAGAUUAUAACAUACAAAAAAACAUAAGUGAAUCAGCAAAUUAUAGUAGAGAGCCUAAGGCCCAAGAUUUUGGGACGCCUUGUAUAUGAAAACUAAUGAGCUGGGAUUUCCUGUGAUUGGCUCUGAUACGUAUUUCAAGGAUAGAGGUCAGUGUGUUUUCAAGGUUCCAAGAAAUAAAAGUAUUAACACAAAGAGUCCGUAAGCUAUAUAUAUUUUCGUCUUCGAACGACGCUGGCGAUUUGAUAAUCCAAUGAAGUUACAUCUUGCGUCGCGGUGAUGCGAUUGUGACGUUGUAUCUGAGUUCUAUUUUAAUAUACGUGUCAUUUUUCUGAUACAAUAAUACUUUUUUAUUACAACAGUAAAGUGUAAUUACAUUUUCGGCCAUCAACUUCGGAAUUGAUAUUUUCAACAAAAUGCUACGAAUUGCAUCAAUAUUCCUGCUUUUUGCCAUCUCAGCAAUCAUUGCUCAAGAUUGUGAGAAUAAAGAUACACAAUGUCCCACACCAUCGAAAUUUAAUCAAGACACCAAUUGGCAGUCAGCUACUUCGGUUUACGAUUUCCAUGCAAACAACAUUUUGGGCAAAAAUGUCCCAUUGGAGAAAUAUCGUGGUCAUGUUCUUAUUAUUGUUAAUGUAGCCAGUAACUGUGGCUUAACAGAAAGCAAUUAUAAACAACUCCAGCAAUUAUAUGAUAAAUAUAGCGAAAAAGGUUUGCGAAUUCUUGCGUUUCCUUCUAAUCAGUUUGCUGGUCAGGAGCCGGGCACUUCUGAGGAAAUAUUAAACUUCGUGAAACAGUACAAUGUUACUUUUGACAUGUUUGAGAAAAUUGAUGUAAACGGAGAGAAUGCUCAUCCGCUGUGGAAGUGGCUAAAGACGCAGAAAGGCGGACUCAUUACCGACGCAAUUAAAUGGAAUUUUACUAAAUUUAUUGUAAACAAAGAAGGUAAACCAGUGGAAAGAUUCUCUCCGACUACUGAACCAUUAAGUAUGGAAGAAAAUUUGAAAAAGUAUCUUUAAGUUUGUACAACGCUUGCUUCCUUUCUUUCUGUAUUUUAUACAUAUUUUUAAUAAUUUUUUUUAUUUAGUAUACAAAUAUAAAAUUAC
Molecule: messenger RNA, 1377 nt
Organism: Mycetomoellerius zeteki
Lineage: Eukaryota; Metazoa; Arthropoda; Insecta; Hymenoptera; Formicidae
Product: Glutathione peroxidase homolog with thioredoxin peroxidase activity
Exons: 4
Coding region: 688-1290 (200 amino acids)
Biological process (GO): response to oxidative stress
Molecular function (GO): peroxidase activity
Source: RefSeq, a predicted model, not a curated record